This is a messenger RNA of Chinchilla lanigera (long-tailed chinchilla), 4197 nucleotides long. It is a transcript of the gene Cybb, whose product is annotated as cytochrome b-245 heavy chain. NCBI's taxonomy places the organism in Eukaryota, Metazoa, Chordata, Mammalia, Rodentia, Chinchillidae. The coding region runs from base 71 to 1783 and encodes 570 amino acids. Gene Ontology annotation, molecular function: superoxide-generating NAD(P)H oxidase activity. The record is from RefSeq and is a predicted model, not a curated record. The transcript has 13 exons. Gene Ontology annotation, biological process: defense response; superoxide anion generation. Gene Ontology annotation, cellular component: plasma membrane; NADPH oxidase complex.
CAUUUCCUCAUGGGAAGAAGAAGCUCGAUAUAGAAGAAGAGCAAACACAACACACUGAAGCUCUGUCACCAUGGGGAACUGGGCUGUGAAUGAGGGGCUCUCCAUCUUUGUCAUUCUGAUGUGGCUGGGGAUGAACGUCUUCCUCUUUAUCCAUUACUACAAGUAUUAUGAUGAUGGACUAAAGUUCUGGUACACUAGAAAACUUCUUGGGAAAGCUCUGGCUUUGGCCAGGGCUCCUGCAGCCUGCCUGAAUUUCAACUGUAUGCUGAUCCUGCUGCCAGUUUGUCGAAAUCUGCUCUCCUUCCUCAGGGGUUCCAGUGCGUGCUGCUCAACAAGAAUUCGAAGACAACUGGAUAGGAACCUCACCUUUCAUAAAAUGGUGGCGUGGAUGAUAGCACUUCACACUGCAAUUCAUACUAUUGCACAUCUCUUCAAUGUGGAGUGGUGUGUGGAUGCCCGAGUCAACAAUUCUGAUCCUUAUUCAAUAGCACUCUCUGAUAUUGGAGACAAAAAGAAUGAAACUUAUCUCAAUUUUGUUCGAAACAGAAUCAAGAACCCUGAAGGGGGCCUGUACGUGGCUGUGACUCGUUUGGCAGGAAUCACUGGAAUUGUUAUCACUCUUUGCCUCAUCUUAAUUAUCACUUCCUCCACGAAAACCAUCCGGAGGUCUUACUUUGAAGUGUUUUGGUACACACAUCAUCUCUUUGUUAUCUUCUUCAUCGGUCUUGCCAUCCAUGGAGCUGAACGCAUUGUACGUGGGCAGACUGACAAAAGUUUAAAUGAACACAACCCACAUAUAUGUGAACAAAAUAUCACACAGUGGGGGAAAAUAAAGGGCUGCCCAGUGCCAGAGUUCUCUGGGAACCCUCCUAUGACUUGGAAAUGGAUAGUAGGUCCCAUGUUCCUGUAUCUCUGUGAGAGGUUGGUCCGGUUUUGGCGAUCUCAACAGAAGGUGGUCAUCACCAAGGUGGUCACUCACCCCUUCAAAACCAUUGAGCUACAGAUGAAGAAAAAGGGGUUCAAGAUGGAAGUGGGACAGUACAUUUUUGUCAAGUGUCCCGAGGUGUCCAAGCUGGAGUGGCACCCUUUCACACUGACUUCUGCCCCUGAGGAAGAUUUCUUUAGCAUCCAUAUCCGCAUCGUUGGAGACUGGACAGAAGGGCUAUUCAAUGCUUGUGGCUGUGAUAAGCAGGAGUUUCAAGAUGCCUGGAAACUACCGAAGAUAGCAGUUGAUGGCCCCUUUGGCACAGCUAGUGAAGAUGUGUUCAGCUAUGAGGUGGUGAUGUUGGUGGGAGCAGGGAUCGGAGUCACACCUUUUGCAUCCAUUCUCAAAUCAGUCUGGUACAAAUAUUGCAAUAAUGCCACCAAUUUGAAGCUGAAAAAGAUCUAUUUCUACUGGCUAUGCCGGGACACACAUGCCUUUGAGUGGUUUGCAGACCUGCUGCAGCUGUUGGAGACCCAGAUGCAGGAAAGGAACAAUGCCAAUUUCCUCAGCUACAACAUCUACCUCACUGGCUGGGAUGAGUCUCAGGCCAAUCACUUUGCUGUUCACCAUGACGAGGAGAAAGAUGUGAUCACAGGCCUGAAACAGAAGACUUUGUAUGGACGACCCAACUGGGAUAAUGAGUUCAAGACAAUUGCAAGUCAACACCCCAAUACCAGAAUAGGAGUUUUCCUCUGUGGCCCUGAAGCCUUGGCUGACACUCUCAAUAAACAGAGCAUCUCCAACUCCGACUCUGGCCCUCGGGGAGUACAUUUCAUUUUCAACAAGGAAAACUUCUAACUCAUCUCUCCCACAAGGAAACACUGGAUGAUGCUACCAAGUGCCCAAAUAUGACUGGCUGAUAAAAAGAAAAAAGAAAGGAAAAGAAAAAAAAGGAGGAAAAGAAACUAUACUGUAACAUUUCUCUUGAAAGAUGGUUUGCAAAUGAUGUUUAUAUGGGGCUUUAUGUUUUUCAGAGCACUUCUACAAGCAUUAUUUCAGUUUUCAUCUCUGUGGUGCCAGGGAAAAGUAGCACAAGGAUUUCUGGGGUCAUUUUUUAGGACAAGACAAUGGUGGCUUUGGGGCUGGGGAUUUAGCUCAGCGGCAAAAGCGCCUGCCUGGCAAGUGCAAGGUCGUGAGUUCGGUUCCCGGUACCGGAGAAAAACAAAACAAAAAAACAAAACAAAACAAAAAGACAAUGGUGGCUUCAAGUGCUCAAAAAAGCUUUAGAGUCGUCCUUAGACUAUGAAGCUGAGACCAGAUCUUGGCCACCUGAAUACAGGCUUGGUAUUCCUUCCACAGCAAUCUAUUCUGAAAAUCAGCUUUCACAUUCCCCAAAAGAUGUAAACCGAAAAGUAGCUACUCAUUUUCCGCUUUGUGUCAUCUUGGUUAUUGUUAUAUUGAGGGAGAUUUUCCAGAUAGGAGCUAAUACAGGCUGAAGGUGAUUUAACACUUACUAGGGUCAGCACUGACACCUCAGCACAUGCAGCUUGCCAGCACAGCAGCCUGACAGGAUCAGAGAGUCUUUCUACCAAAAAAUAUUACCCUGAUUGAGCUUAUUUAGUAUUGAACGUUUACCAUGGUACUUGGCACAGAGCUGAUAGUCAAAGACAAUUUGUUGAAUGAAUGAAUGAAUGAAAAAAUUCAAAGCCAAACAAGGUCAGAAUAGAACUAAUUUAAAACAUUAUACAGAAUUAUCUGAGGAAGUGACUUCUCUUACUGUUACAGAGCAAAGAAUCCUUACUCUCGCGAGGGGAGAGAAUAGGCUAAGAGUAUCAACCAGUAUGAUGGCCUACAGGGUUUCUCACGUUCUUAUUUGAGGCAUGGAGGAAUGAGGGAUUAAGGUAGGAAACUAAUCCCCUGCCAUACAUCUGGCUGACUCCUCUAGUCCUGCUCCCCAAUCUGUGAAAGAAAGUACGCUGGUUUACUGCCAGAAAGUCUCCUCCACCCGGUCCUUGCAAAUUUGGAACUUCAGAGUUAUGACAAGUAUGUUUCUGAUAAUGCACAUCUGGCUUAUAUAGAGCCCAUCCCUUGUUUUCUAUAAAUACAAAAGUGAAUCUUAAUGUGUGACUAACGGUUUAUUUUUAUUAUUAUGUUAUCGUCACCAUGGCCAUCAUCUUCCUGAAAUAUACAUCCUGGAAACUGAAAUCCUCAGUUAACUGUGUCGAUAUUGAAUUUACACCCCGUAGAAUGUUAUGGAUAUCCCUGAGUACCAGACAGGUCUAAAUCAGUUAGUGUGGCCAGAAGCAGUUCUUUUUUUCUUCUUUUUCCUUUUUUAAAUAACUACUCCCAUUUCUGGGAACUAAAAACCAGCUUUAUCUGCCCCACCCCCCAGGGCCCACAGACACUACUCAGCUUUGGUAAUGAGGAAGAAAGACAGCAGGCAGAAAAGCAGAAGAUUUAUCAAGGAAAGGGAAGGAAGGAGAGGAAGAAACCAGGCGGAGAGGGAGAGAACGCACACCACAGAAGGGAAAGGUUGGGGGUUGUCUCACAUUGGUUAUUUCCUCUCCCAGACUUCUUAGUUUUGUAUGUAAUGGAGGUAGCUGAAGAAGGAGUCCACAGAUUUAUCAUAUUUUGAUUACAUAUAGUAUUGAGUCUUUUAUAUUCUGGUCACAAAUUUUGGCUCUAAAAUGGGCAUAUUCAGGGGACCAGCAUAAACUGAGAACUCGGUCGUUUCUUGCAGUUCUAUUGUUCCUUUGAUUUCCCAGGACCCUCAAAGCACUGAGGAUCAGCUCUCACAAAUAAAACCCUCCAGGGUGUGUCAAUGUCACCUCUCAGAAAUGUGCGGGAAAGUUACCACUUGAAUGUUGCUCCAGCAUUGUAUACAUUUGACAGCAAAGCAGCUGCCAACACAGCUGGUCAUGAGAUGAAAAAAUCUGUCAAAAAGCGCUUGUCCUUACGCGAGCUUCCUUCUUUGUUUUCCCCAUUUUCUAGCCACCAGUGAUCAGCCGUUGCCAGCACAGCUUUUUUAGAGUUUCGUAUUUAGCAUUUAGGAAACAGGUACUUUAGGAAAGAGUAAUGAAGCAUUUCUUUGAAAUCUCAAGGCUACUAAGGCUUUUCUUAGUUUCCCUGCUUUUGCAAUAUUGUGUUUAUAAAAUUUAAAUACUUGCAGACUUUGAAUGCGCAUAGUUUAUGGGGGGGGGCCUCUGGGAGGUAAUUCCUAGUAAGAACUUUUAAAAUUGCAUUUAAACAUUAAAAGAAAUGGGCACUCACAA